This is a messenger RNA of Babjeviella inositovora NRRL Y-12698, 1887 nucleotides long. RefSeq names its product U4/U6-U5 snRNP complex subunit (gene PRP3). The transcript has a single exon. Gene Ontology annotation, biological process: mRNA splicing, via spliceosome. NCBI's taxonomy places the organism in Eukaryota, Fungi, Ascomycota, Pichiomycetes, Serinales. The record is from RefSeq and is a predicted model, not a curated record. Gene Ontology annotation, cellular component: U4/U6 x U5 tri-snRNP complex. The coding region runs from base 47 to 1567 and encodes 506 amino acids.
UUUCAUUCCAGACUCUGAGCGCUAAGUCACACGAACCACAUAUAAAAUGCCACCACCCGCCAAAAAACAGCGCACGGGCGAACCCAGAUCCUCCUCCAUGUCGCCAGAGCUCAUGGAGCGAAUCGCCCAGGCAAAAGCCAGGGCUGCAAGUAGACAAAGCGAAGCGGUGCCCGCCACCGUGCUCAAAGCCAAGGGUCUCAACGUGGAGAUCCAUCCGCUCUUGCGGCCAAACGCACUGAUGACAAUAGACAAAGACUACAACCCAGUGCUCAACCCCGUGUUGCCCAUCGCCUCAGCAGCCGGCAAGACUGGACCGCGUGACAACUUUCAGUUUGGCGCCUUGAACCCGUAUCUCAACCAGGAAGACAUGAAAUACGCGGUAAAGUCGCGACGGAAGGAAAAGGGUUUGCAAUUCAAUGUCAAAGGAAAGUACAUUGCCAAGGCUGAGGAACUCAGGGCGCAAUUGAGGGAGGAGAGCGAAGCCAGAGCGCACCAGGAGCUUUUAAAGUCUCAGGGAUUGGUCGCAGACGAGUCUGUGGGGGAGAAUUUAUUUGUGCCAAAAAUGCCACCCAGAGUCGAGUGGUGGGAUGAGCCGUACCUCAAACAGCGGAGCUAUGGCUUCCAGAAUGAGACCGAUAUGCUCGAGAACUACAUUAUUCCGUACAGCGAGGACGCGGAGGAUCCGCCCAUCACCUUGUAUAUACAGCAUCCGGUGCCUAUGCCAGCCCCGUGGGAAACGGAGGCGCAGCCGGCAAAACUCUACUUGACUAAGAAGGAGUUGAAAAAGUUGCGGAAGAACAACCGGACAGAGUUGGACAGGGAGCGCCAGGACCGCAUCCGGCUCGGGUUGGAUCCGACGCCGAAGCCUAAAAUCAAGUUGAAAAACUUGAUGAAUGUUUUGACGAACGAGUCGAUCAAGGACCCAACCAUGAUUGAAAUGCAGGUCCAGAGCGAGAUUGAAGAGAGACGACUCACUCAUUUGAAGGAGAAUCAAGCGAGGCAUGCGCAAGCGCUAGAGACAAAGCUGGAGAAGUUGGCUGAAAAAAACCAGAAAGAGUUGGACAAAGGCAUCUUCAGCUGUGUGGUCCGCGUUGACCGCUUGGUCAACCCCCAACACCGGUUUAAGUUGAACAUUAACGCCAAACAGUUGAAGCUCCACGGGGUCAUGCUUGUGCACGAUGGGGCUCACGCAAAGCUGAGUCCCAGCAAUGCCGCGCUUGACGGGGACCAGGAGAAGCAGUUUUCGUUAGUGAUUGUCGAGGGGGCACAAAAGGCGAUCAACCACUUUAAAAAGUUGAUCAUGGGCCGUAUAGACUGGCAGGAGAAUGCCGUUGCCAAGCGGUUGCUCCAGGAGGGGGAGACUGAUCCUAUAGGGAUUGAGAUCGAGGAUCUUUCUCACAACAAGUGUCUGUUGAUCUGGGAGGGCCAGGUGAAGGACUUUCACUUCCAGAGAUGGUCCAGCGAGUGGUUCACCACCGACGCCAGUGCUAUCGAAGUUUUACAGCGCUUCCGGGUGGAGAACUACUGGCGUGAUGCCAAGAUGUAUGACAUGAGCAACGGCGAUUAAGACGAGAGCGAGAUUGAGCUUGAUUCAGAUUGCUCGUGAAGAAAAGCUUGAACCAGAUCAUAUUCAAGAGCGGGCGUUGACAGCGCAGAGUCUGAGCCUGCCAGACUAUUUCUUGUGUCCGGAAAUGUUGAUCAAAGCGGAAAGUUGAAACCCACGUGUGGUUGAUGAUCGAAGGUUGUGAGCAGGGAUCUUGUCAGAGAACUGAAAACGGGCGUGGUCAGUGCUGGUUUAACGCUUUGAGUAGAUAAAUAAUAUAUAUAUAUAUAGCAUUUUGGAGUUGAAAUUGAUAACGUGGUUGUGAUAAAAAUGCAUAUUUGUCC